Stegastes partitus (bicolor damselfish) is the source of this 981-nucleotide messenger RNA. RefSeq names its product trace amine-associated receptor 13c-like. Lineage: Eukaryota; Metazoa; Chordata; Actinopteri; Pomacentridae. Gene Ontology annotation, biological process: G protein-coupled receptor signaling pathway. Gene Ontology annotation, cellular component: membrane. The coding region runs from base 1 to 981 and encodes 326 amino acids. The transcript has 2 exons. The record is from RefSeq and is a predicted model, not a curated record. Gene Ontology annotation, molecular function: trace-amine receptor activity.
AUGGACGCCCAGGACGGAGCAGACCUCUGCUUUCCACAGCUCAUCAACACCUCCUGCAAGAAGCCUGCAUUUCCUCAAACUGAGGAUCUGAUCCUAUAUGUUGCGAUGUUCCUCAUCUCUCUGGUCACUGUUGUUCUCAACCUGCUCGUCAUCAUCUCAGUCUCCCACUUCAGGCAACUCCACACACCCACUAACAUCCUCCUGCUCUCUCUGGCCGUCUCAGACUUGCUCGUGGGCUUCCUGUUGACGCCGAUAGAAAUCAAAAGAAAAACAGCCUGCUGGUUUGUCGGUGAUAUAAUGUGUUCUCUGCAUGGCUAUCUGUCCUGCAACAUUGUUAUUGUGUCAAUAGGAAAUAUGGUUCUCAUAUCAGCUGACCGAUAUGUGGCUAUCUGUGACCCCCUGCACUAUCCCACCAAAUUUACUGUCACGAGAGUGAAGGUGUGCGUUUGUCUGUGUUGGCUUUAUUCUAUUCUGUACAGCGGUCUCAUUGUGCUUGAUGACCUCAUGCACCCAGGUAAGUAUAAUUCCUGCUAUGGAGAAUGUGUGAUCGUCAUCACUUUUAUUGCAGGAGUUAUUGACCUUGCUUUCACAUUUCUUCUUCCCGUUUCUGUCAUCAUAAUUCUGUACAUGAGUGUAUUUGUGGUGGCUGUGUCGCAGGCUCGUGCCAUGCGCUCUCAUGUUACAGCCGUCACACUUCAGGUGUCAGCAAGUCUGACAGCAAAGAAAUCUGAGCUGAAAGCAGCCAGGACUCUGGGCAUUCUCGUUAUUGUGUACCUGAUGUGUUUUUGCCCGUUUUACUGCGUCCUACUUGCAGGUGACAGCACUUCUUCUGCAUCUUUUAUUGCCUUCGUGUUUUAUUUUAACUCCUGCUUAAAUCCAAUGAUCUACGCCCUGUUUUACCCCUGGUUUAGAAAAGCUGUUAAACUCAUCGUCACUCUGCAGAUUCUGCAGCCUGGCUCCUGUGAGGCCAACAUACUGUAG